Molecule: messenger RNA, 612 nt
Organism: Lottia gigantea (owl limpet)
Lineage: Eukaryota; Metazoa; Mollusca; Gastropoda; Lottiidae
Exons: 5
Coding region: 1-612 (203 amino acids)
Source: RefSeq, a predicted model, not a curated record
AUGGCAAAUUCAGGGCAUGCUAAACAUACUUACAAUUCUGCAGUCAAAAGAUUAUAUCCAGAGAUUUACAGAAAGUGGAGAUGGAACGUCUCUGAUAGUAAAAGUGAUGAUGUUAUAGAUUUCCAAAAUUUGGAAACACAAGAAUGCCCCAAUUGUUACAGUGAUUUGAGUAUGAAUAACUGUCAGAUACGUUUAAAACCAAAGAUGAAACUAACAGCUUCGUUGAAAAAAUUGAUAAAGAAAUCAAAAGUAGAAAAGAAUAAAUUAUCAAAGAAACAAAAACAUCUUGUUGAUUUGUAUACCAAUAGUAAGAAUAAUAUAGUAUUAAAAUGUUUAUCAUGUAGUAAAUCUAUAAAAUUUCCUGGUAUAUCAAGACCACAAAUAAUCAAUCAAAGGUUAAAGUUUAAAGUGAAGAACACAGCCAAGGAGGAUUCCAUGUCUCCAAGUAUCAUUCACAACAAACAAACAAAAGAAUGUAAGAUAAAUGAUAAAGCUCAAAGUAAGAAGAAAAAGAAGAAAAUGCAGAAUCAAAGUCUUCAGUUUAUAUUAUCUCAAGAAAAAAGAAAGAAGAGUGGAGAGACAUUGAAAGAUUUUUUAUCAAGUGUCAGAUAG